Molecule: messenger RNA, 595 nt
Organism: Hippopotamus amphibius kiboko
Lineage: Eukaryota; Metazoa; Chordata; Mammalia; Artiodactyla; Hippopotamidae
Product: small proline-rich protein 2E-like
Exons: 2
Coding region: 59-307 (82 amino acids)
Cellular component (GO): cornified envelope
Source: RefSeq, a predicted model, not a curated record
UAUCUUCGUGACACUCAGGCCUUCUUUGGAGCCUCUGCUUCCUCGAGACCCAGGAGAGAUGUCUCACCAUCAGCAUCAGUGCAAGCAGCCCUGCCAUCCACCUCCUGUGGUGAUACCUAAGUGCCCUGAGCCUUGCCCACCUCCAAAGUGCCCUGAGCCUUGCCCACCUCAUCCACACCCACCUCAUCCACACCCACCUCAUCCACACCCACCUCAUCCGCACCCACCUCCACCGUGCCAGCAGAAGUGCCCUCCUGUGCCACCAUGCCCACCCUGCCAGGAGAAGCAUCCACCCAAGUGCAAGUAAGAGCACCAGAUUUCAUCAGGACCAUGAAACAACAAGAUCCAGGCUCUUCCUAGUCCCAGGACUCCACCAUCCUCCCUUCAGCCAUGGUGACAGACUGCAUCAUCCUUAACCUACCUGCUGGAUUGAAGCUGACAGAGAAAAGGCUUGGUUCCUGAAGCUCAUCCCAUGUUGUUGGAAGAAAAGCAGCAGGAUCACCCCCUGACCUGGCUUUGCCCUCUGCCUGUCUGUCAUCUGGGUUGUGAUCUGUACCCUAUGAGCACUUAGUGUGUGUAUUCUUUUACUUCUGCA